This is a messenger RNA of Oreochromis niloticus (Nile tilapia), 6277 nucleotides long. It is a transcript of the gene traf3ip2l, whose product is annotated as TRAF3 interacting protein 2-like. Gene Ontology annotation, biological process: positive regulation of canonical NF-kappaB signal transduction; humoral immune response. Bases 2551 to 3876 code for a protein of 441 amino acids. NCBI's taxonomy places the organism in Eukaryota, Metazoa, Chordata, Actinopteri, Cichliformes, Cichlidae. The record is from RefSeq and is a predicted model, not a curated record. The transcript is spliced from 10 exons.
AAAGUUAUUCUUCUGUUGCUGUAUUUGCUGCUGCAGAAUUCUCAUAGAUUUGUAUUCAGAAUUUUGUUCUUCUUAUAAUUUGCAAACAGCUACAGUCUCAGAGAUACAUAGUGUCUGCCAUGAUGCAAAUACUGCAGCAGGAUGGGCCUCUCAGAAUUUCACCCAAACCACAACCUUUUACUAAACCUAACCAAAAAAACAAGUGAAAGCAAAACCAAACAGGAUAGGAACUGCAGUCUGCAGGUUUACAGUCUUGUGAUCUAUACCCCACCCCCCAUCAUGCCUGUGUACUUACAUAAACUUUAAAGCAGGUGUAAACACACCAAUGAGACAAACAGGACCAGAUUAAGGCAUAUGCAUGCAUCACCUUUCUAAACUCUGAAGUCUUAGGGUUAUUAGUACAGUACAAACAUAUAAUUAAUAGAGAAAAAUUACUUCAGUACAAAACAUUUGCUAUUCGCUGAAACUGACCACUAUUAGAGAUCAGCCGUUCCCAAACUCAAAUAUCAAAGCCCACACGUGGUCAUGUGGAAGAGAAAGUAAGCCCUCUGUUAAUUCUUAAGUUUUAACAGCGAGUUUUAGAAUCAUCUGGUCCUUCUCAGGUAUUAAGAUUGAUUAAAUACAACCUCAGAUGAACAGCAAAGCACGUCGUGUUACACACUGACAUUAUUUGUCUAACAUAGACUAAACCAAAAUGCAGAAGCAAUCUAAAACUAAGUGAAAAACUAAGUAGAUGCCAUGCUUCUAUAACCACCCUUAGCAGCCAAAAGUUGAAGUCAUUGUUUUCUGUGGGACAUUUUCAGCCUCUCACAUCGCUGUGGAGGAAUUUCGACUCUUUGACCUUGAUUCUUUUCUUUUUUCUGUUGUAGGUUUGCUGCUGUGCAGACAGUUGGUAUGAGGUUUUUGUACUGAUAUGCUGUGAUUGCCACAUUUUGGUGAAAACCAAUGUGUAUUUUGGAUGCACAUCACCUCAUGAUGAAAACACCCCACUGCAAAUAAAUAAACAGUUUAUUUAUAAUACAUUUUCAGAUUAUGACGAUAACAUGCCGAUUAACAAUCUAUAAAGAACAUAAAAAAUCUAACUGUGGGACCAGAUUAAUGUUACAGAAAAUAGUUAAUCUGGUGAUUUAGUGCAAAGAGGUGUAAAUAUUUUAAUUUGAGUGAAUUAUCUCACGGCUGAGUGCUGCUCUUUAUUUGUAGGAUGAAUCGAGCUUUGAAACUUUUGGAUAUUUUUAUUUUUAAUGCACAAAAGGACGAGAGCGCGACGGUAAAGUGCUAAGUGCAUCCAGCAAUAACGCCAAGAUAGCCAAGAAACCAGAGUAAUGUUAUAGCUGAGUGAAUGCCGACCCCAGCACAACAAACGGAUGAGCAGUCAGGCUGGAGCCAGUGUUCGCGUUUCUUCAGUACAAUCACUGUAGCGAUUGAUUUGAAGUCUCUGUGCUGGUUUUGAACUUUGUGCUGUCGGCUUUUUGUUCAUACCUAAAUCUAAGAGAAAAUCAUAUGUGUGUACUCAUUAGGACAGUGAUUUGUGUUGGUGUGUGGGGCUGUAGCCUCAGGUUUAUAUUUUUGAAUGGUGAUUGUGAGACAGUGUGUUUCAGAUCAUUUUACAGAGGGAUGCGAAAGUAAUGCAAAAAGUAGUAAUUAAGUACAUUACUUAAUUACUCAAGUUACAUACUGCAUUACUUUUAAGAAAAGUAGUCUGUAAUUUGUGUAAUAUGUUACUUCCUGAGUAGUUAACCCAACACUGAUCACAACAAAGAGGGGAAAUAGCUUCAGCAUUCACUAACAUUUGACCCACAGCAUAGAGUUCAUUUGCAUGCACGUAAUGUCUUUGAUAUGCUGCUUAGCGAUGGCGGCGACCCUCAAAGCGGAGCCAGUGGAAACCCAGUGAGAAUCAAUAAGUGAUAUGGAAUCGCUGAAUUCUUAAUAAUUCCCAUCCCUACUUAUCAUUUUCAACUUGAAGACUCGGAUUACAUUAUUAGGGGCGUGGCAACUUCCCCGGCACUUUUUUUUUUUAUAAGGAGCCACAACUAAAAAAAUAAACAAAUAAUUCAGCGCUUCAUCCUCUCUUUCCAAAUAUGAUCACUUGCCAGGUGACACUGCUUUUAAAUGUAGGGUCCAAAACCAACGGGUCACAUUAAACAGUGGCUACCUCCAUCUUUUCAAUACAGUCUGUGGAUCAUAGGUGGUUUAAUGACUACAUGUAAAUCAAUUAGUAAACUGUGUGUGUGUGGAGGAAGUCGAUUGGGUGAAGGUGGAGUUUCUGGGGUGGGCGGUGCAGCUCGGCAGCACGCUAAAGAUCAAACUGGCUCCGGUCUGUGCGUCAGUGUUUUUCAUGUGUCUCGCGGAGACGUGGGUAAAAAGGACAAUUAUUACUGAGGCUCGAGCCCUUCUUUCGUUAAUUCAUAUUUCUCUGAGACUCUUCGAGGACCUUUUCCCCUUUAAGGUGUUCCUGUGUUUCCGCGCCGCGGCUCAGUGACCUGAAGGAGGCUUGAUGAGUGGAAGCAGCGACGCAGAAUUUCAUGUGCAUCUCAAACCCCACACACAUGGAUGUCAGGAGGAAAAGGUCCAAUGAUGCUGCCCACAUCGGUCUACUCGGUUUCAACAACUACUAGUCACAUCAGCCACCUGGUCAGUCACCGCAACACACCUGAAGAAGACGAUGAAACCAUGAGCGCAGAGCUGAGAGACCCCAGCAUUCUUUCCAAACCGGAGUCCGCCUCCGACCCUCUGGGCCACCACCCUCUUUCAGACCGUGAUGGCUCUCUGUUCGGCAAGCAGAGGCUGGACACAGAGCAGGAGCACAAGCACAUUAGGAUCUUCCCCCAGUCCAGCUUCUGCCCAUCCCAGUCCUCUCGCAGCUUGCCAGCUGGGUACAGCCCACAAACUCCUUUCCCGAGCCAGGCGUACAGCGGCUGGCUCCACCCGAGUUUCGCCAGCAGCUGGUCGGGAUAUCCCAACAGCCUGCCGUCCUGUCUGAGCCAAAAAGAUUACUCCAGCUGUUCUGGAGAGAGCUGCCUCUCCAGAUGCAAGUUCCUGUCCCUCCCCGGCACUCACAGCAGCAUGGGCAGCUUAGAGCAGCCGCUCUCGCUGCGCUCCAACCCGCCUUCAGCCAACCUGUGCCACCACACGUUAUCGCCGUACUCGUGUGCACCACAGGGGCCCGCCUGCUGUGCUCAGUGCCCUGCAGACGCCUUCAACAGGGAGCCUGUGGGCAACAAGCAUCCCUGGCCUGAGUACCAUCCAGCUUACCGCCAGUACUAUGCAGGUGACUGCAGAGUUCCUGCAGGUGGAUUCACACAGAUUGGACACAACGUUCCAGUCAAAGAGAAGCGCCCUCCUUGCAGCGCGCCGCUGUCUCUGGAGCAGAGGCGUGUCUUCGUCACUUAUGAAGCAGACAACGAUAAGCAUGUCAACGAGAUCAUCAACUUUGUGGCUCUGCUGCGGCACAACGGCUUUGACACGCACAUCGACAUUUUCGAGCAGCAGUUCAGAAGCAUAAGCAAGAUUGACUUCAUGGAGCGAUACCUGAGUGAGAAAGAGUACCUCAUUAUCAUCAUCAUCAGCCCCAAGUACUACGAGACGGUGACCGCUUCCCCUGCUGGCCUGGAGAGCGACGAGAGGACCUACAACACAGUUUACAUACAUAAACAGCUGCAGAAUGAAUUCAUCCAGAAUGGAAGCAAGAAUUUCAGGUUCAUUCCUAUCCUGUUCCCCGGGGCUAAAAAGUGCCACGUCCCUAACUGGCUCCAGAACACACACGUAUAUGGAUGGCCACGUGAUCGGGAUGACAUCCUGCGGCGGCUGAUGAGGGUCGAGAAGUACAACCCACCUCCUAUCGGGGAGCUUCCGACCAUAGUCUCCAUCCCCAUUUAAAAAAACUCUGAGCUGGAUUCACAGACUGGACUUAAAUCUUAUUGGCUGUUGGUCAUUAAUGAGGUGAACAGGGUGAUGAGGUGCUUUUGUGAACAGAUGGAUAUUGUGUGUUUGUUUAAAUUAACAUAUAGAAAAGUGCCAGUGUUUGUCUGAGAUAGAGGUGCAGACUCAGGCUUUUUUUUUUUUUUUAAAUAUAUAUCUUUGCAGUUGUGCAUCAUGCUGUAUGUGCACUGGUGCUACUCCAACUUGUGUUUUUUUUUUUUGUUGUUUUUUGUUGUUUUUUUGUUUUUUUAAAGGGGGUCUAUUAUCAAUCCCAGCCCCAGCUAUUGUUACUCUUGUAAUCGGCAGCUUUGCCUGAUUCACAGAUCAAAGCAAUCCUUAUUCAUUGUACAGGUGCAGAGACCGAGGAGAGUGCAAGCCAUGUUGUUUUGUUAAAGCUACAGUUUGCACAUGUCGCCUGAAUGCGUCGUGUGCAGGUAAUUAUGAAGUUGCGUUUUUGAAAAGAACACAGCUGUGAGGACACAGUGUCUGAAUGUGAGUGUGCAGAACAGGCAGAAUGGUGUGUGUGUGCAAAAAAACCAAUUAAAUUUUAUGUGAGAACCGUUUGGGGAAAGCUUUUGUUUUCACACUCUUCAAGCACCUAUGUUGGGCUUAAACUGAGGGUGUGCCUCCUAGCUGAUGGUUACACUUGAUUUAUAGGACUAGUAAAUUGCUCCUCAAGAAUUUACGCUUCACGCAGAGCACAGCAGGGAAAACGCUGAUAGCAGAACAGGUUUCAACCCCAACUUUACCACUGCUAUCACUCAGGGCCCAACAAUGCUGCCAGAUUUCACCUGGUGGAACGUCGGUCGAGCUGGGCGAACAGUAGAUACACGGGUUCAACAGCCUGGGAUUUACUUUAUGUAUAUACACUGAUCUCCUUGUACCUGUUUAUAUUAAACAUCUGGAACUGGAGCGAUAUACAGUACUGUGCAAAAGUCUCAAGUCACUGCUCAUUUUUUUUAAAAUACAUCAUCACCUUUAUUCUCCAAUAUAGCCUAAACUCUCUGAGACGAACCUUCUGCUGAUUUUUUCUCGCGUAAUUUUUCGUACCUCUUGUUCCCUUCCUUACAAAUGGCUUCUUCACAGCCUUUCACUGAGACCACUUCUUAUGAGGCGUCAGUGAACAGUAGAUGGAUCAAGUGAAUGGCCAGAUGUGUGUCUCAGGUCCUGUGUUAGGACCGGAGGACCUUUUGUUUCCCUGUUACUUAGGGGCAUGAUGUUCAGAGACUGUUCCUCUGCUGUAGUUUUUGUUUUUUGUUUUUAGACCUGACACUUCUUUGGUUCUCCCCCCCCCCCCCCCUCUUUGGGAAUCACCUUGGUGAUGUAAACAUACUAUUUUAUCUCUCAAACUGUGUUAGCUUUGACUUUUUUCAUAGAACAAACAAAAGACACAGAAAUACAGUAUCCAACCAGCAGACUUGCAAAAACGCCAAGAGAUACAAUUUAAAAAGAGUUUCUUUGCCAAGUUGUCUGUUUCGUAAAAACACAACACUGGUUCAUCCGUUGAGUUAGGUGCCUUUUUUGUGCUCUGGUGAUACGUAGGUGACUGAGUGGCUUAACUAACAAAAGAAGUUCCUCUGAAAAUGGACAGGUACAAGGACUGGGCUGAAAGCUCAAGUCUACUAAAAGUCUGGCUCCUUGGAAGUAAAAUGUGAAGAAAUGAAGUGUGGCUCAGGACUUUCACAUAGUACUGCAUGUGACAGAAAUUUAGGCAAAACACAAUAGUUCCCCUUUAAUUUUACAGCCUGAAAACACAGAUUCAUGAAUAAGUGUGUUUGUUUGUUUUACUGGACAUCUCCUACGCGUUACAAACAGAUGUGUAUGUGUUUGAGUGGAACAUCAGGGCUCUCACUUACGAUGUGCAAACAUUGACCCAGAUACUAUAUUCUCUCAGCCUUUGACUCCAAUUACAGGUGCCUGUUCAUUUUAAACAGCUGCUCAACUGGACGCAUAACACAGUGGUUUGUCAUCGUGUUUUCUUAUAUUGUGUGUGGUUCGUAUUGUUUAAAGAGAAUGCAGUUGUGGGUAAAAAUGGUUUGUGGCUUUUGUAUUUGCUCAGUGACGAUUCAUUUAUACCUCUCUGUAAGCUGCACCCGAAUUCAUUUUCUCUUACCCACUUUUGUUAAUUUAUGUUCCAACUAAGUUAUUCUUAAAAAUUUUUAGCAUUUUUUUUUUUUCUGUAUGAGCGUUAAAAUGUGUGUUUUUUUUUUCCCCUUUUUAGCAUCUAACCUUUCGUACUGAAUACAACAAAAAGAGCGGGGGGUAAUCUGGUGUUUUUCAUCUUCCUUCUGCAUUGGAAACCAUUCUCAGGGGAUCCUUGAUGCUAGAUGUUACAAUAAAAGUAUUGGAUGACUGAAAA